This is a messenger RNA of Megalobrama amblycephala (Wuchang bream), 749 nucleotides long. RefSeq names its product histone H3-like. The transcript has 2 exons. Gene Ontology annotation, molecular function: structural constituent of chromatin; protein heterodimerization activity; DNA binding. NCBI's taxonomy places the organism in Eukaryota, Metazoa, Chordata, Actinopteri, Cypriniformes, Xenocyprididae. The record is from RefSeq and is a predicted model, not a curated record. Gene Ontology annotation, cellular component: nucleosome. The coding region runs from base 16 to 669 and encodes 217 amino acids.
AAGUUUACUUCAGCAAUGGCAAGAACCAAGCAGACCGCUCGUAAAUCCACCGGUGGCAAAGCCCCGAGGAAGCAGCUCGCUACCAAAGCCGCCCGUAAGAGCGCUCCGGCCACCGGCGGCGUCAAGAAGCCCCAUCGUUACAGGCCCGGGACCGUGGCUCUCCGAGAGAUCCGUCGUUAUCAGAAGUCCACCGAGCUGCUGAUCCGCAAACUGCCCUUCCAGCGGCUGGUCCGAGAAAUCGCUCAGGACUUCAAGACGGAUCUGCGCUUCCAGAGCUCCGCUGUCAUGGCCCUGCAGGAGGCCAGCGAGGCUUAUUUGGUCGGUCUGUUUGAGGACACCAACCUAGUUGUGUUAAACAUGUCUGGAAGAGGCAAAGGCGGUAAAGGGCUCGGAAAAGGAGGCGCCAAGCGUCACCGUAAAGUUCUGCGCGAUAACAUCCAGGGAAUCACCAAACCCGCCAUCCGUCGUCUCGCUCGCCGUGGCGGUGUCAAGCGCAUCUCCGGUCUGAUCUACGAGGAGACCCGCGGAGUGUUGAAGGUGUUUCUGGAGAACGUCAUCCGCGAUGCCGUCACCUACACCGAGCACGCCAAGAGAAAGACCGUGACCGCCAUGGAUGUUGUGUACGCGCUGAAGCGACAGGGACGCACUCUGUACGGCUUCGGAGGAUAAACUUCUGAAACCAGGAACAACUACACCAACCCAACGGCUCUUUUAAGAGCCACCCACUCUCUCACUUAAAGAGUCCAAUG